GGGGGGGGGGUGGGUUAUGUUCCUCCAAGCUGAGCUCAGGAGCAUGGAGGGCGCCCUCGAAAAGAUCUCCAAGACACCAGCAGACAAGCUUGACAAUCAGGACAAGAUCUGGGCCAGGGAUGUGAGGGAGCUGUCCUAUCACAUAGAGGACAGCAUCGACACAUUCGUGGUGCGCUGCAAGAAGGUCAUUGACAGAAGCCUCGAUUUGUUGAUGCAGCCCAAGAUCCGACGUAAGAUUGCUACUGGCAUCAGAGACAUCAGGAGCCGUGUCGAAGAGAUGUCUAGGCGGCGUGAUCGGUACAAGGUCAAUAAUGAUGCUGCCGUGCCUGUCAGUGUCGAUACUCGGCUAAUGGCUCAGUACGAGAAGGUAACGGAUCUCGUUGGCAUCGAUGACUCAAGAGACGAGAUAAUUCAGAUUCUGAUGGAAGGCAAUGAGCCGUCUAAACAGCAAAGCAAGAUUGUUUCCAUUGUUGGAUUUGGAGUCCUCGGGAAGACAAGCCUUUCUAAUGCGGUUUAUGAAAAGCUUAGAGCACAAUUUGAUUGUUGUGCUUUUGUUUCAGUCUCUCAAACUCCUGACAUGAAGAAUUUAUUCAAGUGUAUGCUUAAUGAUUUUGGUGAGAAGUUCAGUGAAAAAACACAGGAUGAGGGGCAGCUUAUCAAGCAACUCAGAGAAUUCCUUCAAGACAAAAGGCACUUCAUUGUUAUAGAUGAUAUAUGGGACAUUACGCACUGGAAAAUUAUUAAAUAUGCAUUGCCUGAUAAUAAUGCUGGAUACAAAAUUAUUACAACAUCCCGUAUCCUCCAGGUCGCUGAACAUGCUGGUGGUACUUACAAGAUGAAACCACUUUCUCUUAACAACUCCAGAAAAUUACUCUAUAGAAGAAUUUUGGGUAACGAAAACAAAGGCAACAAUGAUGACAAAGAGACAUGUCCCGAUAAGGACCUGGCUGAAGUAUGCGAUAGAAUACUGAAGAAAUGUGCCCUUGGCUAUUAUUACGAUGGCUAGUGUGUUGGCUUGUAAAGCAUGAAAUAAAAUGGACUGGUAUGAGGUGUACAACUCUAUUGGUACCGGUCUUGAGAACAGUCUAGAUGUAGAGAACAUGAGAAAGGUUUUGUCAUUUAGCUA
Panicum virgatum (switchgrass) is the source of this 1126-nucleotide messenger RNA. RefSeq names its product disease resistance protein RGA5-like. The record is from RefSeq and is a predicted model, not a curated record. The transcript has 4 exons. Lineage: Eukaryota; Viridiplantae; Streptophyta; Magnoliopsida; Poales; Poaceae. Gene Ontology annotation, molecular function: ADP binding. The coding region runs from base 17 to 1006 and encodes 329 amino acids.